CGUUUUCGUUGCCGUUAAGCUGGUUAAUAUUUAGUGAUCCGGAUUUUCGGUCGUUUGAUUCGGCACGGCACAAGCGCGGUGCCGAUCGCAGAAGGCGCUGUUGAACGCUUAUGAGGGGUUUGCUUCCUCUUCUGCAGCCCGCCCAGCUACUACGCACGUGUGGAGUGUUCCGGUGGCCACCACUAGCAGCAGUUGCCGCACUAGCCGUAGGACUAUCCGCGCGGAUGGCCAGCUCGGAGGAACGCACCUAUCCGACCACAUUGGAGGGUUUCGGGUAUGGUUUCAACGAUGCGGGAAAAUUGCGACAAAUCGACAAAGAAACGGGAAAGCUGACCGACCGCAUCUUCGACUAUCAAGUGUACACGUCGCUUUCGGAGAACCAGGCACACUACGAAGCGCUCGGCGAUGUUAUCACGGAGUACGUGUACGAUCGGCUAGAGACCAAUGUGGGUCUUAAGAAGCUCUACCUUCCGGCUGACGUACCUCCGGAAGAGGCGACGUUUAUCUUCAGCACCCAGGAGAAGCUGCAGCGGCCAAAGAAACUGCUUGUGUUGAUUCACGGAAGUGGUGUGGUGAGGGCCGGUCAGUGGGCUCGCAGUCUCAUCAUCAACGAUUGCCUCGAUUCCGGAACACAAAUUCCGUACAUCGACAAGGGACGCGAACUGGGCUACGAGGUGCUGGUGUUGAACACGAACGACAACUAUCGGACGGUGGGCGGUGACCGGAAGCCGAUCCGUAGUAGCCGCAAUCCCACCGAGCAUGCGGCCACAGUGCUCGAGCAGCACAUCUUGGCAAGCGAACCGGAAGCCGUUGCCAUCGUUGCCCACAGCUACGGUGGAGUGGUGACGGUUGAGCUGGCCCAACGCUAUCCGAAGUUUUUCCAGCAGAAAGUGUUUGGUGUCGGAUUUACCGAUAGUGUCCAUUCGGCCUCGCUGGUGCCGGAAGUGUUGAAAGGGAUCGCACGGAACUGGGUUACGGCGAAGGAUCCUCUCGAUACACCGCUGACAAUUACGAAGCGCGACAUACCGCGGCACUCGGCAGGCCAUAUCAAACACGAGAUGACGUCGUAUAGCUGCAUGGGUGCACUGUUUGACUUUCUGGAGGCUCGAUACGUGGAGUUUAGUCAACGGUCAUCGGAACCGCACCCUAAAAAGAGCAAGGGAGACGAAUUGUGAGAUAGGCAAUGCUGGCACGUUGGCUACCAGUGAAUAGUGAACCCUUUUUAUGGAUGUCUACGGUUGGGGCUUGUGUACAAAACGUGGAAAAUAAUUGUUUUCGCACCAAACGUAUUUUAGGGAUAACAGAGAACAGUGAAUGUCGCAAAAAGUCAAGUGACCGUGGCCGUGUAAUUUUGUUUUUAAUAAAAAAAAUGCUAUUCCUGUCAUUU
Anopheles cruzii is the source of this 1387-nucleotide messenger RNA. Its product is annotated as FAM172 family protein homolog CG10038. Lineage: Eukaryota; Metazoa; Arthropoda; Insecta; Diptera; Culicidae. The coding region runs from base 111 to 1175 and encodes 354 amino acids. Gene Ontology annotation, biological process: regulatory ncRNA-mediated heterochromatin formation. The record is from RefSeq and is a predicted model, not a curated record. Gene Ontology annotation, molecular function: siRNA binding. Gene Ontology annotation, cellular component: nucleus. The transcript has 4 exons.